CGUAACGACCAACAAUAUCGACCUUCAACUUCGGGUGUCUCUCACUGCACCGGAGGUCGACCUUCCUGAGCUCCUUCCUUUCGCCCAGGCUCGAUGAAUCGUCAUCGCCUCUCCACCUUCACCCUCCCUUCGGAUGUCCCCGUGUUCUGGCAGUCUGUCGAGGACACAUGUUUAUCCUUCACGGUCAAGCACGUGGACGUGCCGAUCCUGAGCGCGUUGUCGUGGGGCCGGUGGUGGCAGUGGCAAGCUUACGUGGCGCUCAGCUUCUGCCUUCUCGACGUCGCGUUCCAUUGGCCCGAGCCGGCAGAUCGGGCUGUGGAGAGCGAGGUUCCAGAUGAUGAGGUAGAGCUGCUGCUCGCUCAAGCGUGGAGAAUAGGUAUGGAGGGAGAUUUUCUGAGAAUUAUAUUUGGGGAAGUGCGCGACGACAAUGUGAGCGCCCUCACAAACGAGUUGCUGGUAUUCCUGUUCCAAGUGUUGGACGAUCUGCCGCUAGAGAUCCUGUCACGCUACGACGAAAGGCCAGGAAUGGAGACGCUUACCCGCUCCUUGGAGCUGCGCCUCCUGUGGUCCACGUGUACGGAGCUAGACGAGGGGAGCUACUAUUUACCGUCGAGGGGCAUGUUUUUGACAGUUGACGUCACCGAUCUGUCCACAUGGGACCCGCUCUUCCGACGCUCUCCUGAAGGACAGACGAGUGAGGAGGUAGAGGAAGAGGAGGAAGAAGAAUCCGAAGAGUCGGCGGAAGAGGAGGAGCAGAACGACGAUCCUGACUACCGAGAGUCCGACGACGAGGUGUUGGGAGAGGUUGGAUCAGGGGAGGACAAUGAGGAACAGGAGGACGACUCGGAGGAAGAAGCCACGUCGACUGAUUCAAGUGAAGCAACCGAGCUGACGGGGGAGGAGCAGGAAGCUGAGGACCAGAAGCGGCGGGAAAAGGCGGAAGGCAAACCUCCGGUCGAGGACUUAGGACCGCCACCGCAACUGCUGCAGGGAAAUCCUGCACUCAAUCCGGAGCCUCUGCAGGAAGAACACAAGAGAGAUGGAGCCGCCAGAGCUGGACCCUCAACAAGCCGCCACCACCGAAGAAGUGGAUCCCCCUCUCAAUCCUCCUCACCCUUCUGUGCCGCCCUUCGUUUACGUCGAAAUGCGGGCGAUCGGGCUUCGUCCCCGGUCGUUAUCUUGUCGGCCCCAUGACUUCCUCACCAUCCAGCAGCUUGUAGGCCGACUCUCAUUCCCCAACAGCCGGCAUCCAUUCCCUC
Chara braunii is the source of this 1259-nucleotide messenger RNA. NCBI's taxonomy places the organism in Eukaryota, Viridiplantae, Streptophyta, Charophyceae, Charales, Characeae. The record is from the annotation of a GenBank genome assembly.